Chelonoidis abingdonii (Abingdon island giant tortoise) is the source of this 2841-nucleotide messenger RNA. RefSeq names its product TGFB induced factor homeobox 2 (gene TGIF2). The record is from RefSeq and is a predicted model, not a curated record. Gene Ontology annotation, molecular function: DNA binding. NCBI's taxonomy places the organism in Eukaryota, Metazoa, Chordata, Testudines, Testudinidae. Gene Ontology annotation, biological process: regulation of DNA-templated transcription.
ACUUUCUCUGUUUCUCUGCCUCGCCCUCCGAGCUCUGCUCCCCUCUGGGCGUGACUUUUUUUGUUUGGGGGGAGAGAUCCCCUUUUUUCACCCCGGGAGGGGUGCAGCUGGACCCGGCGAAGCCCCUCCCCAUGCCAUGGAAGGGCCGAGGAGAAAGAGAAGGAGGUCUGGGGGUUUUAACCAGGAGCGGUCUGCAGGCAGCUCCACCAUGUCAGACAGCGACCUCGGAGAAGAUGAUGGCACUGCCUCUCUGGACCUGUUGCAGUCGAACAAGAGGAAAAGAAGGGGGAAUCUCCCGAAGGAAUCGGUGAAGAUCCUCCGAGACUGGCUCUAUGAGCAUAGGUUCAAUGCAUAUCCAUCUGAGCAAGAGAAACUCAGUCUGUCUGGCCAGACCAACCUCUCUGUGCUGCAGAUCUGUAACUGGUUCAUCAAUGCCCGGCGGCGGCUCCUGCCUGACAUGCUGCGCAAGGACGGCAAGGACCCCAACCAGUUCACUAUCUCUCGCCGAGGGGGCAAGACUGCAGACAUGGCCCUGCCACGUGGGGCCACCGCAGGCUCUGGGGUGCUGGUGAUGCCUCCUGUGGCUCCCGCUAUGGCUGCUGCUGCUGCCACCCCCAAGGUGCUGUCCAUGUCUGUCUGCCCGCAGGUGAUCUGCCACCCCAUGCAGCCACUGGCCAGCAGCCUGACAGUGGUGAGCACCCAUGGGGCUGAGCAGGAGAAGCAGCCCCCCUUCCCACGGAUGGAGCUGGACCCCCACCCCAAGCCUCAGCUGAGCACAACAAGCAGCACCAUGGCGCUGCUGGCCAGGACGGACGCGGCCAGCCCCACCAACGGACUCUUUAACACCCCACCCCCGACGCCGCCCGAGCUCUUCGGAGAGGACUUCAGCAGCUUCCAGCUGCUGGUGGAAGUGGCGCUGCAGAAGGCGGCCGAGCUGGAAUCGCAACGGCAGAAUGGGCAGCUGCCCCCGUUAUGGCACACAGAGCCCCAGGCUGCCCCAGUCUCCAAAUAACCUGCUCUGUGCCGGCUCCAGCUGGGUCUGCCCACUCUUCCUGUCUUCUAGGGCUCUGUCGGGUUUGGCGUCUGCCAGCUGAAGGUGGUUGUUUUUUUUUAUUUUUUCUUGUUUUUUGUUUUACUAUGUUUCUCGGCAGCGAAGAUCCUCAUCCCAGAUGUUAUACAUCCUUCUCCAACCAGGAGGGGACCCAAGGAGCCUGACUGCAUUCAGACCUCCGCAAGGCAGUCCUUGUGGACGGCAGCAUCUUCAUCUGGGGGGGGACACAUGUUCGGAAGCUGUCAAGGAUCCCUUGCACCUUGGAUUCCACCCUGGGUUUCUUGUAUCGUGCUGGAGACAUCACCUCUCCUCAGGAGCCCAAAGGAGGUAGGCCUGGCUCCUUGGAAGGAUCUUAGUGGCUGUUGUGAGGAGAGAGCUUUGUAGCUGUCUGACCUCUACUGGAUGACGAUUUUGCUGUGUAAAUCUCUGAAAAACCUGCUGACUUUAUGGGAGAAAAACAAAUGAAGUGUCCAGCCAAAACUGCAUCUAAAGGAUAGUGAGACACCUUCUGGGUUUUGUACACCCGAGGAGGAAAAGACUUUCCCCUAAGCCUCUCUGGGCCACCUCUUUGUUUUGCCUUGUAUAUAUUUUGUGAAUGGAGAGUUUAGCCGCAGAGCCUUAAGCAGCCCUGGAGAGCUUGUGGAAAGGCAAAGAUCAAACUAACUGGAAAACUUAAAUCUGUGGCUUUUUUUUCCAUUGAAAGAAACAAAAACCCCUAAUGUUGUUGCCAGUAAAAUCUCUGAGGUGCUGUUCAGCAAUUUUAUCUGCUGAAAAGAUUUCUUGAUUGACUUUUUUUUUCCUUUGGUAAAUACUUCACCAUUUCCCUGUUUCUCUUGCAUUCCUGCUGAAGACGUGCACCUCAUAUCAUGGAAGGGAGAGAGGAAUGUACUGAUGUCUUGGGAGGAUACUGACCAAGAGCAGCAGAAAGGGCAUUUCAGUGGGGGAGUUGGGAGCAGGGUUGGAGAUUAAUCUUGACUGUGAAAUAACUUUUUUUUUUUUCUUCUUCUUUUAUUAAAUACCCUCCUUCCAGCAGAAGAGGGAAUCUUUGUGGGCAUGGACUGCCUGCUUCUUCUCUUGCUGUUUGUAACAUUUUCAGCCUGCAUGAAGCAUUCCCUGGAAAGCAGAGUCUUGGUUAAGCUAGUGAUGUGCUAACAGCAAACUGACUAUGGAAACACAUGCUGGCUGGAAUCUUCAAACCCUUGCUUUCACCACGCUGAAUGUAGUUCCUGCCACACUGGUGGAGCAAUGGUGACCUCUCGUGGCCAGCUGGCUUAUUGCACAGAGCAGGAUCUCGCUAGCUUUGAGCCUGCAAUCUCUCUGUGGCCACAACAAAAGCAAAACAAAAAACCUACAUAGCCCUGUGAAUAGUCGCAGUUGCCAAUGAGAGUCUAGGGGGAGGGUGGCGUGGGCCACAAACUGCACGCAGAGCAGUUAUGAAUCCAAAUAGCUGUGAGUUACAGGCCAUGCACCUUUCAUUUGAAUUGUAACUCUUGGAGCCUGCAGAAAUGGGAACAACGUGGGUUGAGUGAACAUCCCCGUGUUUAAUAUUGCUGUUUCACUGUAAAUGUAAGUUAAAUAGCGAUAUAUACAUACCUCUAUAUCUGUCGUGAGAAACACUAAUCCUAGGUUGUUAGCCUAAUUAUUAUGUUGCAUGAAUAGUGAUAUUAAUGUCAGCAGGAUACGACUGGCAUCCAUGCCUGGUGCUCAUGCAAAUGGAAAUUGUGGAGGGGGAGCAGUGCAGUGUGGGAUUUGGGGCAGUGAAGGGAAAAGUGGUGGCUUAUCAGGGAAUU